Messenger RNA from Neurospora tetrasperma FGSC 2508, 1422 nucleotides. RefSeq lists its product as uncharacterized. Lineage: Eukaryota; Fungi; Ascomycota; Sordariomycetes; Sordariales; Sordariaceae. Bases 1 to 1422 code for a protein of 473 amino acids. The transcript is spliced from 5 exons. The record is from RefSeq and is a predicted model, not a curated record.
AUGAAGUUCUUUUUCCCUGGUUGGAAGUUGUCUUGGCCCGCCUGGGUCCCCGACUGGCUUCGGCUGUUUCCGUGGGUGUCCUUUUGCUCCAUUUUGGUGGGCAUCGCUGGCUUCAUAGCCAACAUCAUUCUCCGGGCCAAGGCCGUAGGCCACCCGGUCGCGGAAUGGCCGUACCCUCUUGAACCCCAAAUGCUCGUCUCCGGCAUCAGCAUGAUCAGCGUCGCCUCUCUCACCUUUGGGUUCAAAAAUGGGGGUAUUAUUGGCUUCUGGGUUCGCGCACGGAGAGGAAUGAGUUUGAGCGAAGUUCAUUAUGUUCGAGAAAGCACGACGAGCAUGGCUGAAGCCAUGAAGGCUGUGAAGCGCGGAAAGGCCCUAUGGGUCGCAUGGAUGUCUAUAAUCUUUUGUGUGGUGGCAUGCGGCAAUGCUUGGUUCUGGAGUCACUCGAUGUACCAGGGAGAUGUCACGAUUCGUAACAACGGGACGUUAGAUGUGCAUAUCACUCCCGACAUCAUGUCUUUUCAUAUUUACAUCCUAUCUUUUCAUGUUUACAUCAUGUCUUUUCAUGUGGCCAAACAUCUUUCUCAAUCUACCUCCUGCCGCGCAUCAUGGUCUUGGAUGAGGAAAGAGGCUAACAUAUUUUGCAGCGAGUACUUCCCCUUGUUCAGCCAGUCGAGGUUUUCUUACGAGUUUUUCCCAAACCUUUUCUUCUUGCCCCUCGAGCCGCGUCCGUUCCACGUCGUACAACACGACGUACGUCUAGAGAUUCUGACAAAGAUGGUGCGAGACCUCUAUAACACAAAAUUUGGCACAAUUCAUCGCCAAUGGCACUGGCGGUUUAGUGACGAUGUUAUCGACAUGGGUUCAAGCUAUCGAAGCCAUAUCGCCGCUGGGUACGCUAUCAAACCUGAAAUACAGAAACAAGGCGUGCUCCCAUGCAGAAUGAGUUUUCUGUCUCCGAUGACCGACAUCAUCGAAACAUACCAGGAACUGGCCCUGAGGAUUUCGGUCUUGGCGGCGGUCGACACGGGGAAAACCCAACCUGUGCAGUACUGGAGCGAAAAAGCUCAGCGGCAGUGGCUCGAUGAAAGGGCACAAUUUUGUUUCUUGAUGGCCCUAGUCACCAGUGCUUCCGCAAUCUUCAUUGUUAUUUUGACUCAUUGGGGCUUCUGGGAGCUCCCAAGGGGUUUCACAAUGAGCCCCAUCGAGCUGCUUAAUUCCGUCGCUCAUCGCCCUAACAGCCCCCAAAACAUCCUCGGGGUCUUGGCAAAAGCCAAGGACGAUGCUUCGGCCUGGAAAUUGAAGAAGUUUGCCUACGAAUGGGACGAAAUAAACGAGAAGCUGUUUAUUUAUAGAAAGGGACGGGACGAAAAAUGGGGAUUUGAAGUUCAGAUGGAAGAACACGAGCUAGAGGAGCAGCUCUAA